AUGUCAGAGCAAGUAGGUGAAUUUGUGUAUAGCAAGAAAGACUUUAUUGGACAUGGAGCUUUUGCAGUCGUUUUUAAAGGACAUCACAGAAAGGUAACGUACAAUGUACUUUUCCACGGCUUUGCGAAGACGAAAUAAUUUCUUUGAUCGUUCGCUUUCCGACGCGAUUCGCUUUUGGCCGAGUAGUUUUCCGAGUUUGUUUUUUUUUUAAUCUAAGAGAAAAGUGUCGAAUAGAUUUCCGAAGAUGGAAUAACCAAAGUUUUGCCUCACCAGCGAACAAAUGUGAGCCUAUGGGUACAUAUCUUUGACAUUUAUAGUCUAUGCUUUCAUUACGCAAAUUUUUGUUUUGAUAUCGAGCAAACCAUCACCUCGCUCGUCAUUACAUUUGCUUAGUUAAUGGUCAUAAAAAAAUCGGUGAGCCUCACACAGAUUUAUUAGCGCUAUUUUACAUGGUUUAAUAAAUCCCAUAGGAAAUGCGCCAAGCAUAUCGCCGCAGAGAAACGCCAACUGAUGCAAGUUUUCCUUUCGUCUGUGUCCUUUUGACUUCCUCUCUCACUGGUUGUACGUGAUGUUAGCUUAUAUUUCUCUUUAUUGCAGAAAGAUGACUUCGUGGUAGCUAUUAAGGUCAUCGCAAAGAAGAAUCUCUCCAAGACUCAGAAUCUUCUUGCAAAGGAAAUAAAAAUUCUAAAGGUGAGAGAGGGAUAACUUUAUCGUAGAAAUCUUAUGCAAUACACAUUCAUUUUGCAGAGCGAGGUUUUUGUCUGACAAGCCAUUGUUAAUUGCGUGAUCACAAGACACAAUAUAUGCCCAAGGGGAAAGUUCAUUGAAAUAAUAGCAAUCCUUCACGCAGUUGUCAUGUGCAGCCAGCUUAGUGAUUGCCCUUGAUCGAGCGGUCAAACUUCAAUAUUGGGUUUCUAAUAUUCCCGUUAAGUAUCCUUGUUUUGAAAAGUGAAUUUAUCCCGCGUAAUUUAAGACACUGUAACUUAGAAAACCUUUUUCUUGCGUGCUAAAAAGUAUAUGUACCUACCUGUGAACAAUGUUUAUAUCUUUCAUUUUAGGAACUUCAUCACGAAAAUGUGGUUUCUCUUUUCGACUGUCAGGUAAUGAUGGAAUUAUAAAUAUUUUCGAUUUAUAAGAAGAAUGAUGUGUUUGGAAUUUUGGAAGGUUGCCCAGAAUGAAAGAAGAAGAUACCGACUACGUUUUUUUCAGAAAAUUAUUUCAUACUUGCGUGCCGUGUAAAUUGAUCUAGUUUUAAGUAACGUCAAAAUAGAAGGCAAUGUAGAAGCCGUUGUCAAACACUUGUUUUUUCCACCCUUUAGGUUCAAAUUUUCCUCCACUAUCUCUACCCCUUUGGGUUUGGAAUGUAUAAUUUGAUUUUAUACAAGCCUAAAAUAAUGGUCAUAUUUUGAGGAAAAUUAAGCCUGCCUUUGUCCCUGACACUGAUUGUGGUCAUGUUAUGUGGUUUAUAAUUUUAGCAAUACUAUCAAUUUUAUUGUAAAGGUUGCAAGUUUUUAUAUGAUAAUGAUCGUUGACUGCAUAUAUUCUUUAGGAAACAUCCAAUAAUGUCUUUCUUGUUAUGGAGGUUAGUCAUCUUUGUUUGUUUGAUGUUUUUUCUUUGUAACUUAAAUUUAUGUCAUCAAACUAUUUGACACACUUUGCAUUUAGUACUAAGUGUGCCAAGGCAUCACAGACCAAAGAAUUUUCUGGCCGCUUUGCAGAGUAUUUCAGCUAAGUUUCAAUGGUGUUUGGUGUUUUUUAUUCAGAUAUGCAGCUAUUAUAUCAUAUGUUCUCUUACUGUGUUACCUUAUUCCCUAGCUGUUUGAAGUUUUCCUUUCUAAAUAUGUAAUUCAUAACUUUUUCUAAAGGAUAAAGAGGAUCAGAAGCCCCCUUUGCAACCCUCUGUAAAGUUUUGAGACAUUGUGCUGUUAUGUCACUCAUUUUCCUUCUGUUUUUACAACUCUCUUGUGUCUCAAUGUUGUAAUAAAAAUUCUGGUGUUAUACUCUAGUUAAGCAGUAGUGUUUCUUGAUUCAACAGUAUUGCAAUGGAGGGGAUCUUGCAGACUACCUUCGUGGUAAGAAUGUUCACUUCAGUUACAAUGAAUAAAUUAUCAAACUUAAGGUACAUGUACAUAUACACUGUUACCAAAAGGGUUAUUGACCCUUUAACCCCUAAGAGUGACUAACAUCUAGUUUCUCCUUUCAAUAUCACCCUUGAAUCUAACAUUAAUGUCAUGAGAAUAAAAGAAAUGAUCACUGACUGAAGAAGUUCUCGGUUGUUAAACAGAUCCUCCUUGUUAGGACCUUAGGAAAUAUACAAGGAACAGUAUAGAGAAUAUGCAUACUGAUGUUAGGGUGUAAAGGAUUAAUGUUAUAAACAAGUCUACAUUAUUCCUUACAGCAAAGGGAACCCUCAGUGAGGAUACAAUCCAUAUUUUCUUACGUCAGAUAGGUAUGGUUUUUCAUUGAUUUUUUUUAUUCCUACUGUUAAUAUUUGAAAUAAAAUUUACAUUGUCUUUUACAGUGUAGCUGGAAUAUAGUCGUUAUGUAUUUACUCUGACUUUUGACUAUAUUCAAUUUGUUAAAUAAUUUUGGUUCUCCUCAGCUUCUGCCAUGUGCACACUGCAAUCCAAAGGUGUUGUGCACAGAGAUUUAAAGCCUCAGAAUCUACUGCUGCAUCAUGCAGGGACAACCACUCCCUCACCAUCACAGAUCAAAAUAAAGAUUGGUAGGUUUUGCAUGGGUGUUGCUUUCCUCACUUGUGAACAGCCACCUCAAUCAUUAACCUCAUGGUGUCAACCUUCUUCAUAAGGAACUUUCACCAUGAUAAGCCACAAUGUCUCAAAUUCUUGCAGUAUUCUGUAGCAAACAUUCUUUUCACAACAUAGAGUUACUAGCCACCUCAUUAUUUUUUCUUUUUCAUUUGUGUUUGGGACUGGCAAUGGGAGAGGUCUAAGGUAUCUACUUUUUGUAUUAUUGUACUGUUACCAUUUAUUUUACAUAUUCUGAAUUGUUGUUUUAGCUGACUUUGGGUUUGCAAGAUUUCUCCCUGGUGAAAUGAUGGCAGCUACUUUAUGUGGAUCUCCUAUGUACAUGGUUUGUAUAAACUGCUGAGAUAUUUCGAGUUCCUGAGUUGCAUGAACUAUAAUUAUGUGUUUCUCUGGGUGCUAUUUAGAAAAAUGGUUUCACCCUUAACAAAAUUAUUAGUGGUGAAACAGUCUUUGUGAGUGAAAAUGGUUUAUUUGAAAUAAUACUGCUGCCGUUUUGGACUUCAUAGAGUUCUUCUAAAUUGUCAUUACAUGUAUUUGCAAAUAAGCAAAGAAUCAAAGAAAUAAAACAAAUUAAACUACAUAGUCAGCAAUUAUUGGUAGAACUCUGUGUUUAAAUAAUUUUUUGUACCAUAUUUCAUUAUUACUGAAUGACAUGUGGUCAAAAUUUCAGUUCUAUAUCCCACUUUUGAUAUAUUCAUUUACUGAGUUUAUUUUCCUUCUUUGUCAUUCAAGGCUCCUGAAGUUAUAAUGUCCAAAGGAUAUGAUGCCAAAGCUGAUCUCUGGAGUGUAGGGACAAUUGUUUACCAGUGUCUCACUGGUAAAGCCCCCUUUCAGGUGCUCUUAUAUACCAUCACAUUAAAAAGCCAAUUGUGACAAACUUUAUCAAUGUUAUAUAAUAUCAAUGAUUUUUUCCAAUUUUGUCAUUUUCCAGGCAAACAGCCCUCAGCAGUUAAAGAAGUUUUAUGAAAAGAGCAAAUCUGUUUCUCCAAAGUGAGUGGCAAAAUAGCAAGCUAACAAUAUUUCAAUUCUUUGUAUGUCUUGAUCAAAAAGUACUUCAGUCUGUGCCUGCUUGUUUGUUAGAUACAAUCUGAUUACUGUAUGUAGUAGAAUAUCAUAUUUAUUUCAUGCUUUAUCAAUACUGAGUCUUAUUUUAUCCAUGAAUAGUAAACAACCGUUUUUUUGUUACCUCAGUAUACCAGCUGGUACUUCAAACCACUUGAAAGACCUACUUAUUGGAUUGUUAAAAAGGAAUCCUCGUGACAGGCUGGAUUUUGGUAAAUAAUUUUUAUAUCUUUGUUUAAUUUACUGAGAAGUCUGUUAAAAAACACAAAGAUUGAAGGUGAAUUGUAUAAGGUAGAUUGAGGCUAAUAUGUAUAAGAAAGUUUUAGUUUCCUCUAAAAAUGAUGGUGUUAUCUAAUUUAACCACAAAUCUUUCUAUUUACUCAUGUGCAAUCAAUAACGCUAAGUUUAUAAAAUGAGUUACUGCUGCUGUUGAUAAUCUGAGGACAAGGCUGAGCACAGAUGAGAGAAGAGAACAGAACCAUUUUGAGCUGAAAAUUUUUUUUAAGAAAGCGAGUUUCUAAGGCUGUGUUAGACAAAGUUUCACUCUGGGCACAUAAUACAUCUACAUGUACAUUUGUUUCCCAAAGAAAUGCAGCAUUCUUGUUGAAGGCUUUCACAGGGUAAUUUUCAGGGGGAGGGGAGGGGGGGGGUUGUGUGAGGAUUGUACAAUUUCAAGUAAUGAUAUGGCACCCUUAAUGUGUUUAUCAUCUAAGUAUACCAUCAUUAACUUGUGUAUCAAGCACCCAUCAGGGUAAUGAUUAUUAAAUAUAUAUUAACUUAUUUUUCUGUUUACAGGUGAAUUCUUUGCUCAUCCUUUCUUGACUGGCAGAGUUCCCCAUCGUGCAUGUAAGCAAAAACCUACAUGUAUCUUACUAAUAGUGUUAAUAUAGGCAAAUACAGCUGUAGGCAGUUAACUGGAACAUAGAAAGUAAAUUGAGCGAGAUGUUUGUCUUAGAAAGAAAUUCAUACAUGUACACCUGUCUGUGAAAACUUUCAUUAUGUUGACAGUAAUCCCUCUAGAAAUAUAAUUGACUUAAUUUAUUAAUAUAAAAGCAACCUACAACUGUAGUUUAACCUAAGAUUUAAAUGGCAGAAAUAAUUUAUUAAAAAUAUUAACAUUUUUUAUAUUUUAGACUCAGUAAACUAUAUAUCCCUAUCCUGGAAAUGUCCAUGGACAGCUUUUAAAAGAAUUGGAUAACUUUUGAAAUUGUUUUAACAUUUGAUUUUUUAAUAUCUUUCCACAUGUAUGUAGCUACCCCAGUUGCUGUCCCAGUUCCUCAGCGUAAACACUCUGGCAGUUCUCAUGGAACAAGGUCACCUUCCUAUUCCCCAGUAAGUGUGCCAUUAUCAUUAACAUUACUGUAACAUUGUUUGUUCAUGAGGAGGAGCUAGUGCAUAGACUAAAUAGCUGUUUAGAAAAGGAAGGCCAUCAAAGUAGUCAAUUUUCCCUAUGGACUCAGCUCCAAUGUUCACAGGAUGAGUUUUUCUCAACAUGUAGUAGAUAGACUUCAAGUUUUUUCAGAGACACGUAACCCCCAGAACCGGGAUUUAUGUGGGAAACAGUGUAAAGCAACCUACAUGUAUAUCACAGUACCAACUACCUGGGCAAGAGACAUACUUUUAAACACUAGAUUUUUCUGCUAAUGUUACAAAUCUAUUUCUUGGCAAGAAACUACUGUGACAAUCACUUACAUGUAAUGUGAAAACAUGGUUAGCCAGUUGGAUAUGCAGUGCAAGAGUGUCAAAAUAACUAACACUUUAAUCCAGUCCAUAAUUUUGAACAAGUUUCUCUCCUCAUUUUAUAAGUCAUAUAAAGUCACCUGUUAGUGCCCUUAUGUUUCUUUUUCUUUUUUUAUUCUCUGAAUUUAAUUCAAUAGAACUUUGGUGCAGAAGCUUUGGGUGACAUAAGAGUUGAUCUUCUUCAUCGCAUCACCCCACCCUAUGAUGGCACAGGCAUUUCCCCUCAGGACCCUCCCACAAUUAUGAAUAUCAGCACCUCUGCAAACAGUAAGUUUUGGGAAAGGCUUUGAAUUUUUAUGUAUUAAUUAAUGAAUAAAGAGAGAUAUAAAGAGGAUAUAUGAUAGCAUAAUGUUUAGCAUGCCAAGCUCUGGAUGUUGUUGUACAAACUUCAAACUGCACAGGCAAAAAUUCUGCAAUAAUGAAUUUUUGUAGAGGCCUAUUGGCUGUCUUAGUUCUGCAAGGUAUAGUUGUGAUGUGAAUAAAGGAGAUAAGUUUCUGUAGAAAUUGAGGUGCUGCAUUGGUGGGAGAGUACAACAAGGUAAUUUAGUAUUGUCAACUGAGUUGAUAACAUAAAUUGGCCACCGUAAAGAGUUUAGAAGCUGACAGAUUGAUCAUUACCCCCUCAUCCAAUCACUCUAAUAAUAAAUUACCCUGUUAUAGUUGUGAUGUGUUCCACUCAGUGGAUUGUUUUAGUGAAAAUGCAAUGACUUGCAAAUUUCCUGGUAAUGAUUGUGUACCUGGAGGUAUGCUAUGCAGGGUUUAGAAGUGCUAAAUUGUCAAAACUGGAAUUGGAAAGUUUAUAUUUAUUGCUUAUAUUUUAUCCUUUUUUUGUUUGUUUAUUUCAGACUCAGGUGCACAGCUUAGUUCUCAAGGUGCCUACCCUCCAAAUGCAGUGCAAGAUGAUGAGCUAGCUGCUGAGGUUUGUUUGAGAGUACUUAAUGCUGACUUGCCAUUUAGCUAGCCUGCAUAUUAAUCCAGUGCACAAGAUAUGGCCGACUAGCUAUUAGAGCAGCAAUCGAGAAGAGGGCUAAUACCCCUUCCCCAGCUCCCUGUACUAGGUGCUACAGUAGUGAUGUUGCUUGGGGAUGUGUCUCCAAAACAACCAAAUGUACAGUUCCCCUACCCUAGAUCUUACCUGUCCUGAAAAAACCAUUUCAAAGCAAACAAGAUUCUGAGACUGCAAUAGAGUAAUAAAGAGAGAUUAUAGAUGGGCGCGCGUAGAUAUAAAAUUUCUGUUCGGGUUGAACACUCGAACAAAAAUUGUCAACAAGCAACCAUGUAUUCUUGUGUUAAUCAUAUAAACACAACAGCCCUUUGCUGACAAUGAAAAGUCAACUUUAUUAAUGAAUGAAAACAAAAGGAUCGACAAUCCCUAAAUGAAAUUGUAAAGUGUGUUGACGCUAAGGCUCAACAUGAAAAAAUGCGUUGGAACACCACAAAAUCAAACCAUUAGCAUAAUUUUCAAUGUACAAAACUCUCAGUUAUUGACUCGGUCCUUACCAACAGAAGAAGUCUUUCAGAUACACGGCCAAAGUCGGACUGUGGUAAAUCUUCCAGUUGUCCAUUACCAAAGCCAUCGAAUACGUAACUUUCGGUUUUUCUUUCCGUAAUUUGGUUUCCUCCCUUUCUAGGAAAGUUUGAAUGUCACUGUCAGUAAGCGAUACGGAUUUUUCAGUGUUUUAGCAGCCAUGAUCCGGAAAAAAUUCCGUCAAAUGACUCCGUAUUGAGAAUCGUGAAGGCUUUGCCGUUCAUUCAUCAACCCGACCGAGUGGCGCGAAAGGCGAAUGACGUGUCAGCAGCUGAUUGGCGAUCAAACACACGUGGAAAAAUACGAUAUUUUUUCACGUGUGUUGUUAAGGCUUUUCGCAGGGCUAGAAAUCCUUGUAUAACCCCGUAGUUUAUAAGAUAAAAUGGCUGUAAAUAACAGAGAAGAGUAGAUAAACCAUGCCCUAUUUCAGAUACUCUGUAUAAGAGACUACCCCUCUUCAGCCUGAGACUUCAAUUAUUAUUCCUUCCCCCUCCUUGAGGAAUUUGUUCCUUCUUAAUUCUAAUCGGUAUAAAAUUCAACCUUAUCAAUUAGGGUUUUGUGCUGGUCCCAUCUAAUCCAGAAACUCCAAGUGAGUAUUCAUAUUUGUUUGUAUAGAAUACGUCUGAAGCUACAUGUAUACCUUGACAAAAUCAUUGCUAUGGUCUUCUUAAUCUAAACUGCAAUGCAACAUACACAUAAUUCUGUAAUUAGGAUAAUUUUAGAUUUGAAGUUGUAACUGUAUUAUAACAAAAACGUUUGCGUGACUCCAUCAUUUUCACGGUCAGGUUACAACCAAACAGAACAUGAUUCUAAACCUUUCGUUUUUAUUACGCUGUCCAUUUAGAGGUUUUAAUUAUCACCAUCACACUUAAGAUUUUUUUUAAAGAACAAGUCUUAAUAUCUGCUUUGAUGACUUAAUUUUUUCUGGUCUUAGUUUAAGUAGUAAAAACAAUUAUCAAGAUAAAAUUAGAUUUAAAAAAAUUAAGACUUGCUUAACCUUCACAUAUAAGUGUAGAACUGUACUCGACAAGAAUGAAUCAUCAAGCUAAUAAUUUUAGUUUCUCCUUAAACUAUUCAUACACUGUCAAGCAGAAAGGUGCCGAGAAGAAAUGAAACUAUAAAUAUGGGAAGUUUGUUUGGUUUAAAACUGAAUUCUCAGAGCUUAGACUAGUCGAAAUGUAUGGCGGAAAGAGGGAGAAUUUAUAUUUUUAUCUUGUUGGUAGAAGGGUGUAAUAAGAUGAAUUUCAAUUUGUCUCCAGGAUAUCAUCAGCAGAGGCAUCAUUCUGAUCCGCUGUUUCCUUUCUACGGGUAAAUAUUCUUUCUCAUUAGCUCUGCAGAUUUAGUUAGGAUCUAUUAAAAUGAUACUGUAAUUUCUUCCUUUUCCAUAGCCAAUCACCUCCAAGGACUGUCAGCAGUCCACAGUCUCCUUCUCCUCCAUCAUCACGCACUCCUCAGAGAGCCACCUUUAUGGUGGGUUCGCCACAGUCAGCAUCCCCAGUCUCCCCACCUUCACCUCUGGUACAGGCCCCGCCUGCUCUUUCCCCAUUGUCAUCUCCAUCAUCUGCAGAAUCCCCUCCAGUUGAAAUCACAAUAAGAAAGCGCACAAGUGCCUCUCCAGGACCUACACCAAAGGGUCAGCUAUCAUCCUCUCCUCUGCCUAUUCCACGCAGUGGAAGUGUACCCAAACAGGCACCCUCUCGAACCUCCCCGUCCCCUACUCACCACGGAGCCAGUUCAGGCAUGACUCCUAGAAAGCAGAUAGUUGGCACCCCGUCCUCUAAACCGUUAGUAGGCAAGAGCCCAAAUAGUAGCCCAAGUGCAUUGAAAAGUGGCAGCAGCCGAAAAAACAGUCCAGCAACACAGAGACAAGCAGCGCAGGUUAGCCCCAAGGGAUCUUCUAUCCCUCUCACUGCUGCUGCUCAAGCUUUAAGUGCGCAAGCACGGUCUGAGAUGACCGUGGGCUUGCACCAGCAAGCUUUUGCAGGAUUUUCUAACACGAAUGCUGAUAAGGGGCUGGCACGGGGUGCAGCAGUUGGGACUUUCCGAAGAGCUCUCUCCAAUAUUGAACCUUUGGUUACUCAGUCACCGGACAGCUCAUCAAUAUUGACAGCUCUGGCUCGUCAUUCAAGGUCAGGAAUGGGUGUCCCAAUAACAGACCUCUCUGAGCCAGGAGCAGAGACCAAGCAGAUCAUACGCGUGCACAGCUCGCCGGCCAUACUAGCAAUGGGCCUUCCAAGGAAGGGAAGCUUGUUGGCAUCAACAGGGUUCCAACUAGGGGCUGCAGGAACAUCUCCCGUGUUCCGUCGGAAUUCAGGUGGUGGAUUCACCCCCCUGAGAGGAAAGAGUCCACCUAUUUCAUCCUCUCCUACCGGACUUCCUACCAUACCAGGCUCGCCGACAAAGACAUCCCAUAGUACGGAGGCCAGCGAUCCCACAGUUGAUCCUGACAAUAAGAUGAAGCCCUUGAAGGGUCUUUUUACUGUUGGGUCGUGUUCGCCAAAAACGAGUGAGAAUAUGUUUCUACUCGGGAGGAAUUCACCAAACGCGACUAAGAAUGGAGAGAAACCUGCUGUUGUUAGUCAAGGUAAACAUUACGUGUUAGAGUGAUUUUCGAUGGAGUGGCGUGGAACUAAAACCAAGGUAAUCACAUCUAUCAAUCAGAAACCAAGCAAUCUGCAUAAGCGCGUGAAAAGUGGUAACAGCAUGAAAAAUAAAUUUAGAUUUCUACCUUUUUAGUAAUGGGGUCUAUGUCAUACUAAGAAAAAUUUACAAAGAGGGAUUAUCAUUAUUUCCUUCCUUAUGUGUGAAUAGUAAGCAAUUUUACAACUACUGGAUGUGAGCUGCUGAGAGACCGUUCACCCUGACGCCUUGAUUAUCUCGACAGGAACGAAAGUCACUCUCGGAUUUGGAGACAAUUUUCCUCCCAGGAGCCCCAAGAGGCUCAUGGUUGGACGAGAGGAAACCGAGGCGUCUUCACCAGACAUGGAGGGCCCCAUAGCUCUUAUAGCUCCUGAACUGCCAGAGGAUACUCUCUUAGAUGUAAGAAAAUAGCUAUAACUGACUUGCAGCGGUAGUCCAUUGAUUGUAAUCAAACUGAACUAACGAGAUCACAACGGCCAAUUAAAACAAGGGAAUAUCUCAGUUGCAUCCAAUGGGAACGCAAAGAAGAACAGCAAAGCAGCCCCAAAUCAGUAACCCUUAAGAGUGAUUAGUAUCUUAUCUCUCCAUACAGUAUCACUGUUGAUUUAAACACGAAGGUCAUGCGAAUAAGGGAAAUGAUCACCCGCCAGAGAAGCUCUCGACUGUUGAAUAAAUUCUCCAUGUCAGUACCAUUUGGAAUGGAUACAAAAUAGUAUGGAGAAUAUGCAUGAUGAUCUUGCGGUGUAAAGGGUUAAGUGUGUGAAACACUGUUGUAUUAAGUAUGCAUCUGAUUGGUUGAGGGAGAGGUGCGAAUUUUCUAUAAUAAUAAGAGAGAGUAUUGAAGCAAAGCUAAUGUAAUCCCAAGUCAAUUUUUUGCAAUCAAUUGAAAGUUGAUCUCCAACAGAUAUACCAUGUAUAUAAAUUUGUAUUUGCGAAGACAUUCAGAGCGACCCUUAUUGUCAGAAAAGCCUUCAAAGUCCCAGAUAAGCUUUUCUUUUUUUUUUAGGCUAAAAGAUAUUUUUUUUAAGUCAGAGGUUGGGUGUUUUCUGCGAUUCUUUUACAAUCACAGAUUGCAAAACAGAGCGAAACAACGUUGUUGUUAACUUAUAACCUAAGGGAAAUGACGGCUUCCCAUUUUCUUUCAUUUGUAAAAACCCCAGAUGGAGCACACGGAGGGCGUAAGGAAACUCAAUUUCGUUUUGUCAUUGACGGAUGCCAUUCUUGAGGUGAUCAGUGCCAGGGGAACACCUUUUACAGUGCUGACAGACUCUGUGGCCAUCCGACAAGUACGUAUUUUGAUGUUGUUUUUUGGCUGCCCUUGGUGAAUUGCGUAGUUGAACAGGUUAAAAGUCUCGCAUCCGUCUAUUAAUGUGACGAAUGAAUUGUUCGAUUAUUACAAAAAUUUUAAAUCUUUGUUCUCCUUCGUAACAAAUGUUUUUCCCUCUUACAGAACGAAAGCCUCCUCGCAGACCAGAUUGGACUGAAAAGUGACGAGUUAAGGUAACACGCGUUUUGAUUAGGUCUUACUGAUGAUCUAUUGGAGGACAGACGCAAAGAUGACAUCACCAUUACCAACAUUUUGCAUUUUGAUCAUAUAAAACAAAUAGAUUCCAUGUUGCUGUGGGUCUGUAGAGUAAUAGAUCACAGAUGACGUCUAAGUGUGGUAAGAACAUCAGUGAUACACUCGGCUGCGCCUCGUGUGCCACGUUUUGUUCUUUCCACUCUUUGACAUCAUCUGUGAUCUAUUACUGAACUGACCCAUAGAAAGAUGAAACAUAUUUGUUAAGGAGAGGAUCACUGGACUCGGAUUUGCAAAUACAGACUUUACCUUAUAGCGAAGUAUUUGGUUUUACUUAGAUGUGACUUACUAAGGUCCCAACAUUUUGCAGGAAAAUGGAACAGCUGGUACUGUACGUGAAAGCUCUACGAGCUCUUAAUCUAUCUCUUCUCUUCGCACAAGGAGAAAUCAGAGUUGGCCACCUAAAACCCUCCAAUGCUGUCAAGAAUGGUGAGACAGAUAGAUGCUCUGAGGCCUUACCCUUUCCUACAGGUGCUUGUAACAAGCCUGAACGAAGCAUUAAGUUUUUCUAUUAUCUUUCUUUACAAUUUUCAGUUCUAAACGACUUGAACAGUCGAUAUCACCGGUGUUUGGAGAAGGCGUCCAACCUGAAGCAGCUCUUAGAACCUGGACUACAGACACUUGAUGGAAAAUCUAUGACGGUGAGCUUACAAUAUGUAUUUGUUAAAUCCUUUCGAGAAUUAAAUCAGCUUUCUGUAACAUAAUUGCUUUGGUUUUGCUACUAUUCGCUUUGCAAUUGGCGUAAAACUUUGCACCAUUGCCGCUACCAAAGAAUAAUAUGCAGAGCUUAUAUCAAUCGUGGCUUGGUCACUCGCGUUUCCAAGCUUCAGACGAGUUUCGUCCAUUUCAGCUUCUCAUGGGCCAUUUUCAAAAUAUGUCUUUGUCGAAUGGGUUGUUGUGAUGAAUUUUAUUUUGUUUUAGGAAACCUCAUUACAAAGGGCGGGGCUCUAGGCUACGUACGUUCGAUUGACCUCUCCGCUCCUUUUCUGCACUCUUUGUUCUCCUUUUCCCCCACCCCCCUCCCUAGCCCCCCCUUCCAUCAGUAUUCCCUGGAUACUACUCAAUUCAAAUUGUCUUGCUGGUGCUUUGUUUACAAACGCCUAGAGGUGAGCUGUGGCGAGGUUGCUUCUCUAUCCACUGCUUCAUUUGACGCAGAGUAAAAUACAUCUUAUAUCCUUCUCACAGGUCAGCGCUGACAGACUGAUGUACCAUUACGCCAUGGAACAGGUAACUACCUUUAACGUUGAGGCAUGCCAUUCGCUAUUUGCUAGAUCUUGUAUUUUUUAUCAAGUUUCCUCCUGUUUUUGUUUUUGUUUUUGUUUUUGAUUCUUUAGUGUCAAAAUGCUGCCCUCGACGAGGUGUUCGGAAACCCAAAAGAGGUGACUAACAGUCAUUUGUUUGUUCCACGUGUUCAUUGUUUCUUGUCAAGUUCUGUUUUUUCUCGUCUAUCAGCAGUUUAAAAUGUUUUUCUUUAUUCUCUCUUUUAGUCUAACUCUAAAUUUUUUUCAGUGUAAGGUCAAGUACGAGACUGCUCAGGUUUUACUUCAAGGCCUGGAGGAAGAAGCUCAUACUGACGAAGAUCGGCGUCUGUUGAAUAAAUGUAUCCUUUGGUCUCGUUUGUGGCGCCUUGUUUGCGCCGCCUCAACGAAAUAAUUACAGGCUCCGAAUCCUGAAUAUCUUUUUUCUUCUCCCUCCCCACUAAUGCCACCCAAAAAGUUAAAGUUACUGAGGUCUUUUCAUCUUGAAUAAGGUGCACACCAUGUCACAAAAGUAUUUUAAAUAAGGGAGGAGUAGUCUUAAGCAACGUUGGGCAUAAUUUAAUGUCACUUCAGAAGAAUAGAGAAUUGAAAGAUUCUGCUUUGUGAAAGACCACAGAGUGCUCACCAUUCUAUUCCUUCCCAUUUUUCAAUUUUUUGGAACACCGCGAGUUAGCCAAUAAAAGUGUUAAUUACAUAGUCAUUACUUGGGUGGCGUAGGCUAUACACAAUGUAAUGCCUUUAAAAUGGUGAUACAACCAGUUACAUCAAGCCCUAUAUAGACGCAAAUUUGUGAACCAGUGUCACUAUUUACCAGCUUGACGAUUGGUUCCUUAACGAAAACUAUAGAUAAAAUCGCCGUAGAUAAACGGCUGACGUGUAUUUCCAGGACGAGGACACGCAAAACCAGUCAAAGUAACACCAGAUAA
Molecule: messenger RNA, 13502 nt
Organism: Pocillopora meandrina
Lineage: Eukaryota; Metazoa; Cnidaria; Anthozoa; Scleractinia; Pocilloporidae
Source: the annotation of a GenBank genome assembly